AUGGGUAUUCCCGCGGCCUUUCGGUGGCUUUCCACCAAAUACCCCAAGAUCAUAUCUCCUGUCAUUGAAGACCAGCCCGUGACCAUGGACGACGGCUCCGUUAUUCCGGUCGACCAUACGCAGCCCAACCCAAAUGGUGAAGAGUUCGACAAUCUUUACCUGGACAUGAAUGGUAUCGUCCACCCUUGCUCACAUCCGGAGGACAGGCCUCCUCCAAAGGAUGAGGAGGAGAUGAUGGUCGAAGUCUUCAAGUACACCGACCGAGUGGUCAACAUGGUAAGGCCGCGCAAGCUGCUCAUGAUUGCUGUCGAUGGUGUUGCUCCCCGUGCCAAAAUGAACCAGCAGCGCUCCCGUCGUUUCCGUGCCGCCCAGGAUGCCAAAGAAAAGGAAGAAGACAAGCAGCAAUUGCUCACCCUCCUGAAACGACAGAACGGUGGUACCCACCCUGCUGAGUCUACCGAGGAAGUUGUCAAGAAAGCUUUUGACUCAAACUCCAUCACGCCUGGAACGCCCUUCAUGAAGAUUUUGGCAGCCAGUCUGAGAUACUGGUGUAGUUACAAAUUAAAUACCGAUCCAGCCUGGGCGAACAUGAAAGUCAUCAUUUCAGACGCGACUGUCCCUGGAGAAGGCGAACACAAGAUCAUGAACUUUGUUCGCUCCCAGAGGGCCUCGCCAGAACAUGACCCCAACACCCGCCAUGUUAUCUAUGGCCUAGAUGCCGAUCUCAUCAUGCUUGGUCUUGCUACCCAUGAGCCUCAUUUCCGAGUGCUGCGUGAGGAUGUCUUCGCACAAGAUAGCAGGGUCAAAAUGUGUAAGUUGUGUGGGCAGAAGGGCCAUGAUGCCCAGAACUGCAGAGGAGAGCAGAAGGACAAGGAUGCCGAUUUUGACGGCAAGGACAACGCUCAUCCGUUGAAGCCUUUCAUCUGGCUACAUGUCUCCAUUCUCCGCGAAUAUCUCGCUGUCGAGCUCGAUGUGCCCAACCUUCCCUUUCGUUGGGACAUCGAGCGCGCUAUUGAUGACUGGGUCUUCAUGUGCUUUUUCGUUGGCAAUGAUUUCCUGCCCCAUCUUCCUGCCCUCGAGAUCCGGGAGAAUGGAAUCGAUACACUUACUGCCAUAUGGAAAGACAACCUGCCCCACAUGGGGGGCUAUCUUACCAAAGACGGACAUUGCGAUCUGGAGCGGGCGCAACUCAUCCUGGCUGGUCUUGCGAAACAGGAGGAUGCUAUCUUCCGCCGCAGGAAGGAGACAGAAGACCGGCGCGAAGCCGGUUUCAAAAGGCGCAAGGCGGCUGAGCAAGCUCGCGCAGCUGGGCGUAACAACUCGGGCCCCCAGGGAAGGAAUAAGCAUCAGAAGGUUGACAACAUGGUGCCCGGCCUUGCCCCCGAUGCAGCUUUCGUGCCGAUCUCGAGCUUGCCUGGCCCUCUGUCCAAGCCGAACAGUGCAAUCACGCACGAUAUGGUUGUUAACAAGAGUUCUUUGCAGAAUGCAAACAAUGCCAACAAGAGCGCUGCCAGCGUUCUUAAGAGCCAGAUCCAGGGUCUCAUGAACAAACCUACCGAGUCCAAGGAGGAGACGGCGAAGGGUGAAGAAACUUCGCAGGCCCAAGAAACACCGCCUUCAGCUGCACGCAAGCGCAAAGCAGACCUUCUGGAGAAGGAUGAACCUGGCACACCGAGCACUGACAGUCCUGACGCCGUCACUCCGUCCACCACGACCGAGAAUGAGGGGCCCGUCGACACAGUGAGGCUCUGGGAGGACGGGUACGCCGACAGAUACUACGAACAGAAAUUCCACGUGGACCGUAACGACGUUGAGUUCCGUCACAAAGUCGGGCGCGCGUACGUGGAGGGUCUAGCAUGGGUGCUGAUGUACUACUUCCAAGGCUGCCCGUCUUGGGAUUGGUACUAUCCUUACCAUUAUGCGCCCUUCGCCCAGGAUUUCGUGGACCUACACAAGGUCGAGAUCAAGUUCGAGAAAGGAAGAAUAUCCAAACCAUACGAACAACUCAUGAGCGUUCUCCCUGCGGCGUCCAGGCACGCCAUCCCUGAAGUUUUCCAUGACCUCAUGACAGAUGAGGACAGCGAAAUCAUUGAUUUCUAUCCUGAGGAUUUUGAGGUCGACCUGAACGGGAAGAAGAUGGCGUGGCAAGGUGUCGCGCUCUUGCCGUUUAUUGACAUGCCGCGGCUCCUCGAGGCCAUGGCGAAGAAGUAUCACUUGUUGAGUGAAGAUGCUUUGGCACGGAAUGAGCCUGGAAAUGACGUUCUCAUAAUAUCAGAUGCGCACCCAGGCUUGUACGACGAUAUCAUCAUUCACUUCUACUCAAAGAAGCAAGGCGCGCCGAAACACCAGCUCGACCCGAGGACAAGUGGUGGUCUGGCGGGUGAGAUCAAAAAGAUCGAGGAUUACCUCCCUCACGGUGCUCUGACAUACCCACUUGAAAGAAAGUCAAUGCCUGACCUUGACUACGACCGCUCCCUGAGUGUUAACUACGAAAUGCCAAGCAGCGCACACACGCACAAGUCUAUGCUACUUCGCGGCGUCAAGCUACCGACACCGGCCCUCGACCGGAACGACAUGGACGAGAUUCGAUCGAAGGGCCGCCGGUCAGGCAGAAGCCAUGGUGGCGCGCCUCUGGGACGCCACAACUAUCAGAAUGGCCGUACUGAACCGAUCAAUUACGGUCCCGGACGCGGCGGGUAUCAAGGUGGCCGUGGUCGUGGAGGCUCAGGAGGAGGCUAUGGUGGACGAGAUAGCUAUCCUCCACCUAGAAACGGUGGUGGCUAUCCAGCCCCACCGGCCAACUGGGUGCCACCUCCUCCUGGAACAGUGGGCUUCGGUAGCGGUUUGCCGCCACCACCACCGCCCGCUAAUUUCGGCAAUGGCGGUGGAUACGGUGGAUACGGCGGCGGAUACAACCAGGGCUAUGGCAAUGGAGGCGGAUAUGGCGCACCACCAGGGCAGUAUGGUGGAGGAGGAGGAGGAGGUUAUCAAGGCUAUCAAGGUCAGGGGUAUCAACAACCGCCGUACUCUGGUCGUGAUGACCGUCGACAGGGGGGCUAUGGAGGGGACAGGGGCUACGACCGUGGUUACAGUGGCAAUGGUCGUGGCUAUCGUCGCUAG
This is a messenger RNA of Diaporthe citri, 3120 nucleotides long. RefSeq lists its product as uncharacterized. The record is from RefSeq and is a predicted model, not a curated record. Bases 1 to 3120 code for a protein of 1039 amino acids. Gene Ontology annotation, biological process: nuclear-transcribed mRNA catabolic process. The transcript is spliced from 3 exons. NCBI's taxonomy places the organism in Eukaryota, Fungi, Ascomycota, Sordariomycetes, Diaporthales, Diaporthaceae. Gene Ontology annotation, molecular function: zinc ion binding; 5'-3' RNA exonuclease activity; RNA binding. Gene Ontology annotation, cellular component: nucleus.